AAUUGAGACUGGUAUGCAUUCUUGGACUGUUGCCAGUGAUUACAAAUUGAAUUAUAUUUUGAUUAAUUGAAUUAUUUGCUCAUUUCUCAUUGGCUUUCAAUUGUUGGCAUUUCAGCGUGCUCCGUUUGUUUACAGCUCAUGUUUGUCUGCUGGUCGUUUUGUGUACUGUGUGAGGCAAUCUAAGGAAUUAUCAGUCCCGCCCGCUUAUCACAGGCCAAAAUACAAUUACACACAAACGCUCUUCUCGUUUCGGGAAAGGCAAAUGUGUGAUUUGUUAAACAUGGACUUCCUGAUGUGAUCAGCGGAGACCUAGAAGUCAACGAACAGACAGGAAUUUCACGGUAACUUCUAGGGAAAGAGAUGGCAGAUUGUUUAAAUGAGAGCAGUGCCCAGAUGCCAGAUUAUCAACUGUUCCCUCACAGAGGCUUAAACUUGAUAUCUGGAAUCCAUUGCCCAGAGGAAGUGGAUCGAAUUCAGAAUUGGGAAAUUCGUGACUCUGACGUCUUUGUCAUUACGUACCCCAAAUCAGGCACUAUUUGGUUACAGCAAAUCCUCAGUAUGAUAGAGGCCAAUGGAGAUGUUACAGCAACAAAUGAUCAGUUGACUUCUCAACGCAUUCCAUGGAUUGAACUGAUGAGCAAUGAGAAAGAAUUUGUUUCUGCUCCUUCCCCAAGGAUCCGCGUGACUCACCUACAGUAUCAAUUCAUGCCACUUGGACUCAAGAAAAAGAAGGGAAAGGUUAUCUAUGUGGCCAGAAAUCCGAAGGAUGUUUUGGUGUCUUACUAUCAUUUUCACAAAUAUGCAACUAUGCUGGAAACCCCAAAAUCUUUUGAUGACUUUUUCGAGAAAUUCCUGAAGGGAAAUGUUUAUGGCAAUGGCUGGUUUGAGCACAUCAAGACGUGGUACUCCCACAGAGAAGACAUGAACUUUUUGUACAUUACAUAUGAGGAAAUGAUCAAGGAUUUGUGGUCAGUGGUUAAGAAGAUCAGUUUGUUCCUGGGAAAGAACCUGACACCACAACAAAUAAACAUGGUUGUAGAGCACAGCACCUUCCAAAAUAUGAAAGAAAAUCCUCAAGCCAACUAUCAGCUGAUCUCUAGCAACCUACUAAAUCACCAACAGGGGACAUUUCUGAGAAAAGGAACCAUUGGUGACUGGAAGAACUACUUUACUGUGGCACAGAAUGAGAGAUUUGACAGUGUGUACCAGCGGGAGAUGAAAGAAGUUCCCCUUUCUUUCAUCUGGGACAAUAGUUGAACUCAUUACAUCCUGAUUUGCUUUAUUCAGUCUCACUCCCUUGCAGUGGAGUUGUCAAUCACAAACUUUUGAGAUCUCCAAAACAAAUAUUUGGCUUGCGGAUUCAAUUCACAAAGGGCAUACCUAGUGAAUACUACAAUGUGAAUAAUAUAUCUUUAUUACAGUGAGUAUAUAUAUAUAUAUAAA
Messenger RNA from Misgurnus anguillicaudatus (oriental weatherfish), 1443 nucleotides. Its product is annotated as amine sulfotransferase. Lineage: Eukaryota; Metazoa; Chordata; Actinopteri; Cypriniformes; Cobitidae. The record is from RefSeq and is a predicted model, not a curated record. Gene Ontology annotation, molecular function: sulfotransferase activity.